AUGAAUAAAUCAGAUUUGAAAGUCAAGUAUUUCGUUGUUGAUCAAAGAAAGGAGUCUGAAAAAAUUUAUAACUGCUCGAGUAAUGGUUUACCAUUUAUGCAGAGAAAGAAGAAGCACAAUACCACUGAGUUUCAACAUAUUUUCAAUAGAAUUGACCAAGUAACGUCGAACCAAGUUCCAAAUCAAAGUAUUAUGCCGAUUGAAAGACUAGAUUUUCUCGAUUUUCUCGAUUUUUCUCCAAAUGGAUUAUUUGCCGAGACAAAUGAAGAAAAUAAUGUGAAUUAA
Trichomonas vaginalis G3 is the source of this 285-nucleotide messenger RNA. RefSeq lists its product as uncharacterized. Lineage: Eukaryota; Parabasalia; Trichomonadida; Trichomonadidae. The record is from RefSeq and is a predicted model, not a curated record. The transcript has a single exon. Bases 1 to 285 code for a protein of 94 amino acids.